AGAAACGAGGAUGAGAGAUAGCAGCAUUGCAGCGAGAGCGAGCGCCCUGCCCGCCUUUGCAACGAGUGUUUACUCCACUUUUCCUGAGAGCCGGUUAUCUUCCCUCUGCGUGAGUCAUGGAAGUGAUUUACUGUAGGCUGUGUUACUGUUGGGAUUAGGUCUGCCCCAUGCCAGCCCAGAGAGCGAAAACAAGAGACAAACAGUACACAACCUGACCGCAUCAGCAGACAGUGAGAGACGUGAUCAUGAGGGUAAUGUGGAAGUCCGUGGACAAGAUGAGGUGCUUCAGAAAACGAUCCAUCUUCCCUUUCCUCGGCUUUCUCAUCACCUUUCUGCUCUUUUUCAACCUUUAUAUGGAUGAUGGAUAUGUGCUGGAGGCUGAAAAAAGACAGCUAGGAGAGACGCUGAUCCAUCCUCCAAACUCUGAAAGAUAUGUGCACACAUUCAGAGACUUGUCCAAUUUCUCUGGGACCAUUAACGUGACGUACCGCUACCUUGCAGGACUUCCUUUGCCACGUAAAAAGUAUCUGACCAUUGGCUUGUCAUCUGUCAAGAGGAAAAAGGGAAACUACCUCCUGGAGACGAUCAAAUCCAUAUUUGAUCAGUCCAGUUAUGAGGAGCUGAAAGAGAUUGUAGUUGUAGUCCACCUGGCGGACUUUGACCUGGUCUGGUGUGAGAACCUGGUGCAGGAAAUCACCAGGAAGUUUGCUCACCACAUCAUAGCUGGACGUCUCUUGGUAAUCCAAGCUCCAGAGGAGUACUAUCCAUCUCUGGACGGGCUGAAAAGGAACUACAACGACCCGGAGGACAGGGUCCGUUUCCGCUCCAAGCAGAACGUGGACUACGCUUUCCUCCUCAACUUCUGCACAAACCUCUCUCACUUCUACAUGAUGUUAGAGGAUGAUGUGCGCUGCUCCAGGAACUUCCUGACAUCACUGAAGAAGGUGAUCACUUCCAGAGAAGGUUCUUACUGGGUGAUGUUGGAAUUCUCCAAGCUGGGCUACAUCGGGAAGCUGUAUCACUCCAGAGACCUGCCACGCCUGGCUCAUUUCCUCCUCAUGUUCUACCAGGAAAUGCCCUGCGACUGGCUCCUCAUCCACUUCCGAGGUCUCCUGGCACAGAAGGACGUGAUCCGCUUCAAGCCUUCACUGUUCCAGCACAUGGGCUACUAUUCCUCCUAUAAAGGUGCAGAGAACAAGCUGAAGGAUGAUGACUUUGAGGAAGACUCCAUAGACAUUCCUGACAACCCCCCUGCCAGCCUUUACACAAACAUCAAUGUCUUUGAAAGCUAUGACGCCACAAAGGCUUACAGUAGUAUCAUUGAUGAGUAUUUUUGGGGGAAACCUCCAUGCACCGGAGACUUCUUUAUCAUUAUCUUUAAUAAACCAACGAAAAUCAGCAGGAUUAAAAUCCUGACAGGCACAGAGGACAGACAAAAUGACAUUCUUCACCACGGAGCUCUGGAAGUAGGCCAGAAGUCUGUGGAAACUAAACAGGGCAGACAGUGCACAUCCUACAUCACACUGGGGGAGUUUAAAGUUGGAAACAUUGAGAUUAAUAAUGUGGACCACAAGAUAGGCUUUGAUAUUGAAUGCGUGCGAAUUGUCAUCACUGCCAGCCAGAAAGAAUGGCUCAUCAUAAGAAGUGUCAGUUUAUGGACCGCACAGCCUGUUACUCAGUUAUAGAAAAAACUUUUUAAAUGAUUCUUUGUUCGUAGUGAUUUUGGAUGCAGUUGUGAGUUCAGUUUGGACUUCUACUGUUUGCUGAAUUCAAAAUCAAUACACGUUUUCUUGGGUUGGCCUGAGAUCUGCUGCGUGUUUUCAUUGUGAUGUAUUAAA
Archocentrus centrarchus (flier cichlid) is the source of this 1838-nucleotide messenger RNA. RefSeq names its product alpha-1,3-mannosyl-glycoprotein 4-beta-N-acetylglucosaminyltransferase C-like. Gene Ontology annotation, biological process: protein N-linked glycosylation. Gene Ontology annotation, molecular function: acetylglucosaminyltransferase activity. NCBI's taxonomy places the organism in Eukaryota, Metazoa, Chordata, Actinopteri, Cichliformes, Cichlidae. The coding region runs from base 246 to 1685 and encodes 479 amino acids. The record is from RefSeq and is a predicted model, not a curated record. The transcript is spliced from 5 exons.